UGCACCAGCAGUUCUUAGCUCACGUCAGCUCACCAUCUCAACUCCGUGAGCUACUUCCUGCCUCUCCGGCGCGUCCUCCGCUUCCCAAUCUCCUCCUGUUAUCUGGUUUUCCUGCCAGUUAUUCGCAAUGGCUGCCGUGUCGCUUUCCUCCUCCCUCGGCAGCCUCGCUGGCGCUAAGCUGGCCGUCGCGCAGACUGUCACGUCAGCCAAGUCAUCCAGGGUCCAGGCUGUGCGCUGUGUCGCGGGACCUUCCGCAUCUUCCACCGGGAAGAGCGGGGAGGAAAAGAGCAUCUGGGAGAAGCUAGGAACCGGAGCCGCGGCAUUCGGUCUCGCCGCCGCGCUCCAACUGACUCCGUCAAUUGUUGACGGAGCUAAGGCUGACGAGUUUUCAGUCAUCCGGUCACCUCCGCCGCUCGAGUCGCACUAUUUUGACGAUGCUAACGUCCUGAGCCGAAUCACGCGGUCGGACAUUAAGAAGCUGCUAACUGAUUUGGAGGAGCGGACGGGUUACCACAUCGACGCUGUAACCCUCAGGAAGAUUGCGGGCAAGGGCGAUGUGUUUGAACUUGCCGACAAGAUCCUCGAGUCGUGGUACCCCACAGUGGAGGAGGGCGACAAGCGCGGCGUCGUUCUGCUGGUCACGUCGCAGAAGGAGGGGGCCGUUGCUGGCGGCCCCUCGUUCAUUGACACCGUCGGCGACGAGGUCUUCGAGGGCAUUGUCUCUGAGAAUCUCCCGGUCCUGGCCACGGAGGAGCGGUACAACGAGGCCAUGUACUCCACAGUGAGGCGCCUUGCAGCGCGUAUCAAUGGGGAGCCUGAUAUUCCGGGGCCCAAGUUCAACGACGCGAAGCGGGAAUCCAACUACAAGACGCGUGAGGAGACGGACUCGAAGCGCGGCCAAUUCACGACCGUGGUCGGCGGGCUUUUGGUUAUUGCGUUUGUGGUGCCCAUGCUGCAGUACUAUGCAUACGUGGCUAAGAAGUAAAAUAUGUGUGAGGGAGAGAUGCCCCUGGCGAACUGUCCUGAUGCUCCAGUACCAGUGUUACGACGCAUACCGUACGUUGCUAAGAAGCAAACAGAGUUACAGGGGUGGUGGAGAGACUCAGUUACAGUUGCAUGCUCAUUGACUGCUCUUUCUAUUUGUUAUUGUCUUGUGUUGUAAGUACAGUUUUGCCAAGCAGACAUUGUUGUACGGAGAUGGAAGAAACGAAGUGCCCUGCU
This is a messenger RNA of Closterium sp. NIES-67, 1221 nucleotides long. Lineage: Eukaryota; Viridiplantae; Streptophyta; Zygnematophyceae; Desmidiales; Closteriaceae. The record is from the annotation of a GenBank genome assembly.